Molecule: messenger RNA, 447 nt
Organism: Staurois parvus
Lineage: Eukaryota; Metazoa; Chordata; Amphibia; Anura; Ranidae
Source: the annotation of a GenBank genome assembly
GACAUUAAUGUACAUUACCCAACGCUAGAAAGCGAAGCUGUUGAUGCCAGUCAGUGCAUAAAAGUAACAGUUCUGGAUUGUGAUACCAUCGGGCAAGUCAAAGAAAAAAUCCUUCAAACAUUCCUAUCAAAAAAUGGAUAUGCUUUUAGCUUCUCUCCUUGUGACAUUUGCUUAGAGCUUCAUUAUGGUCAGACAUAUAAGGAGCUAUUAGAUAUAGAUGAAUCUUCUGUUGUGAUGGAGAAUGAUUUUAAGAAACUGAACACUGUGAAUCAUUACAAGAUAGAGAAUGGUGCAACAGUCAAAAUAAUUAUCAGAAAGAAUUGUGACCCAGCUAAACAGUAUACCAGUGAUUAUGUGCAUUUGGAAUUGCCAGAAACUGAAGAAAGUGAUGAUCUACAAAACUUGGAAAAUAAAGGCAAACAAAAGUUUAAAGUAAAGGAAAUGUAU